CUGAUUGGAUUUAUUUUGUAAUUCUUUAGAAUUGAUGAUCAAAGAUUUUUAUUUGGAUAAAGAUUAAUAAUACAGUGGAUUAAAUUGUUUUUAUUGAUUGGCGGAAAAUUUCUGUUUUUUGCAGAUACAUGUACUUCAAUUUUGUGGUUUUUAAAAAUUCUAAACACAAGCUUAUAGGAUAUUUGUAUUUUGCUGAAAAGUUUAUAUAGUCGGGCCUAGGUGAACGGAAAUAAGGUGAAGACUCCAUUAAAGUUUAUUUUACCAGAGAAAACUUUCACCAUUUUCUAUGUUUUGGAUAUUAUGAAGUUAUAAUGGAACUACUUGAUUAUACUGUUUUACAAUUUGUGUGUGUGAAAAUAUAGACCUCUAUUAUAUAAGAAGAAAGUGAUCACCAAACUUCGGCUAUGUCUAAAGAAUGGGAUGUGGUCGGAGCAAGUUUCACUCUCAUGAUGAACAGGAAAAACACAGUAAAACUAACGGGAUAGACAAAGAUAAAAAUUCCAAUAAUCCCACCGACGCAGAAUUGGAAAAUGCCAAAUCCCGUACCAGAAGAUGUACACCAGCUGUAAACACAAAUGGUGCUCUACAGCAACCCAACUUUAAUGUUCCUACACAGGAUAAAGCAUAUGUACCGGUAAAGACCAUUGAAUAUUUCAGGGAGAAGUUCUCAGCAAAUAAACCAUUUAGCAAUAAGGGCAUAGCCCCACAGGUUCUCAGGGUUACAAAUAGUCAACUAGAAUUCUUCAAAAUGUUGGAUGAAAAAAUUGAGAUGGGUGGCCAAUUUUCAUCCGACGAAGAAGAGUCUAUUAUUUACUACAAACAAUCAACAGAGCUUGUGACUUCAUGAUGACAUAGUAUGACAUAGUUGUAACUAUGUCAUAUCAAUUUGAUGCAUAAUAUGUUGUUUUGUGAGUCAAAACAUGUUGUUUAUAACAAACUGUAAAAUGUUAUAGAUUAUAGAUAGUACUUGUAAUAUUUUAGAGAUAGAAUGUGUUACAACAUAGUAAUGAUAUCUCAUUGAACUGUUCUCCAUUAUUAUGUUUUGCAUAGUUGGCAUAUGACAUAGGUAGAUGACAAAAGCUAUGUCAGAGUGUUCCGCUGGUGACUUUUUCAUGAUAUUCUAGUAUAGGUAUAGAAUAUACCUAAUUUGGUUGUAGAAAGCUGUUUUUAUAAUGGAAGAUCAUAAUGUAAUGGCACUGAAAAGUCAGAAGAACUAUAGGAGGUUUUUUUUUACUGUUAGAAUGUAACAUAUUAUCAUGAUUAUGUCAAAGAAGAAAAUUGUUGUUGUCUAUUAUGUCACAAUAUUUCUUUAGUAACAUAGUUGGAAGCAAAAGUAUUAUUUAUUUAUGUCUAUGCUACUCAUAUUGACAAUAAGUAAACUGUGAUAAUGUAAAAUUAUAAUACUAUUAGCAAAUGUGAUUGUAAUCAGUUUUCUUGGGUUAGUUUCGAUAUAUUUUUCAAUAUAAUAAAAGUGGUACUAUCCCUCACAUAUCGUGCCAAAUGUGUAAUGAUUUGACUAGAAAAUCCAUCAAUUGUACUCUUACAUUUAUGAACAGGUCUUAGGUCUUAUUUGCAAAUUUUAGAGUUGGGUUGAACCCUUUUGAAAUUAAGAUGGUAAAAAAUCCAAGAGCUCAGAUCCUGAUAAAAAAAGAAGACAAAAGACAAGAAGACAGUUUUAUUAGUUAAGAAAAAAAUCUUUUGGGAAAAGAAUUGUUAAAAGCACAUGAAAUGUUGGUUUGCUUUUGUGGGAAAUCCUGAAUAAAAUAAUACUCUCAUUUGAUUUAGAGUUAAGAAAGAGUGAAAUUUUAAUUCAGAAAUUAUUGUGAGGUUUUAUUAUUGCAAAAAAUGUAAACGCACUGAUUUAAACUCACAUUUUAAAAUAUUUUAUAUGAAUUGAACUGGAUUUUUUUCUGAAAAUCGUAAAAAUUAAAAUCGCAUUUUAAUUUAAAAUGACAAAAUCACAAUAUUAAAUGCUAGCAAUAAUUUCUAGAUUUACAGUACUUGGAAAUCAUGCCUCUUUGGAACUUGAUGGAAUGAAAAGGUUUGAAUGAAAUACAUGAAUUAAGAAAUAAUUAUCUUUCUAAUUUUGUGAUUGGUUUUUCAUUUACAGAAAAAUUUUAUGCCACAAACUUGCACAUAGUACAAGUUGCAAUGUAAUUUUUUCCAAUUUACACAUUUGUUGGAAAAUUUUCAAAAUUAAACAUGAGAACAUAUUUAAACAAUGCUGCCUUUAUAAUUAGAUAUUGAAAGAAAAUCAAGUUGUAAAAACUUAAAAAUGAUGAUACUGAAAAGAUUAUUUAUAUAAAAAUGAUAUCAUUUUUAUGAAUAUGAUAUUAUGUAUCUAUGUAAGUUUAUUACAAUGAAAAGGUAUGUAGAAUGUAAAUAUAUGUUUAAACAUUGUCUAUACAUGUUUUGUUGUUAUUUAUAUGCAUAAUACUAUAACACAGACGAUAUAUACUAUUACUUUUCAAAACAAUUGAAUAUACAGAUAUGUAUAUCAUAUAAUGUUUGCUCUUAUUUCAUAUACUUGAAUAUGUGCAAGUUAUGACGCACAUAGAUUGUUUUGUUAUAAUACGGUGCGAGUAGCAAGAUUAUUUAUGCUCAGCAAUAGAUUGUUUUUUAGAUUUUUUAUAUUGUGCAAAUUUUGUCGUUAUUUUUUAUAUCAUAACAUAUCAUAACAGUUUCUUUUCAUUCCUUUCAUUUCAUAAAAAUAUGUUAUAGUUUUGCAUUUUAAAUAUUGUAAUAAAAUAGUACAAUGAACAUAUAUUAUUUCUGUUUGUUGAUACCUAUUGGUUUAAACUUAUUCAUGCUUUACAAUUCUUUCUUUUAAAAGGAUGUUUCAAUUAAAACUGCAAAUUUAAUAUGGAUGUUUAUGUUUUGUUUAUAAAAAUCUGCUUUGUAGUAAUUUUGACAAUGUGAAAGGUGGCAGACUUUUUCAAACUCAUUUUUUAUAUCUUUAAUAUUCAUAAGAUAUAAGCUAUUUAAAAGAUACACCUAUAAGAUGUUUAUUUAACUUUAUUUUAGAGAAUUUAACAUUAAAUUUCUUUAAACGCCCCACCUACAAUAGUAGAGGGGCAUCAUAUUUUCUGGUCUGUAGGUAUGUUCAUUCUUUUGUUCAUUUGUUUUUCACGCUUCAGGAUAAUGUUUUCGGUCAAGUUAGUUUUUGAUAAAGUUGAAGUAUAAUCAACUUGAAACUUUAUACAUAUUCCCUUUGAUAUGAUGAUCUUUUUAAUUUUAAUGCAAAAUUAUAGUUUGACCCCAAUUUCAUGGUCCACUGAACAUAGAAAAUGAUAGUGUGAGUGGGGCAUCCCUGUAUUUUGGAAACAUUCUUGUUAUCUUGUUCUUU
Molecule: messenger RNA, 3346 nt
Organism: Mytilus trossulus (common blue mussel)
Lineage: Eukaryota; Metazoa; Mollusca; Bivalvia; Mytilida; Mytilidae
Exons: 8
Coding region: 416-847 (143 amino acids)
Source: RefSeq, a predicted model, not a curated record